AUGGCCGACCACAGAAAGGUGAUGUUUGUUUGGACGUUGUUCGAGCAUCAAAAAACACUUAUGUGGAAGUAUAUCAGCUACUUCAGGGAGAGAGAGAAAGAGAGACGCAAUAUGCUUAACGCCUCAUCCAGAUACCAGGACAUCAUCACCAAAAGUACUCUGAUCUCUCCUGCUGUCUACCAGCUGAGACCAAAGGAAGAGAAGUUUGGGACUCUGACAAGAAAAACAGUUGGAGAGAAAAACCUGAACAAGACAAACAGAACCAUCUUACUUGUAGGUGAAACAGGAGCAGGAAAAUCUACUCUGAUCAACGCUCUGGUCAACUACACCAUGGGAGUGAAGUUAGAGGACAACAUCUGGUUUGAGAUCGUAGAAGAAGAGAAGAGAAGUCAGACAGAGAGUCAGACACCAGAUGUGAUCGUUUACGAGAUCUUUGGUUAUAAAGGUAAAACUCUGCCCUACGCUCUGACCAUCAUCGAUACUCCUGGAUUCGGAGACACCAGAGGGAUCGAACGUGAUGUCAUCGUUAGUCAAAGAUUAUUUGACUUGUUCCGCUCAGACGAUGGAGUUCAUGAACUUUCUGCAGUGGGUCUGGUGCUGAAGGCGAGUGAGAAUCGAGUGAGUGAUCGACUGAGGUACAUCUUUGAUUCAGUGACGUCUCUGUUUGGGAAAGACAUUGAGGAGAACAUCAUCGCUCUCAUCACAAACUCUAAUGGACUAAAACCUGAUGAUGCUCUGGAAGCUCUUGAAGCUGCAAAAAUUAUAUGUGCCAAAAAUGAGAAGAAUCAGCCUGUUCACUUCCUGUUUGAUAACUGCCAGAGAAAAGAGAGAACAGAAGAAGAUAAACUACCUUUAGAGAAUGCAUGGAGGAUAACAGAGAGAGGAAUGAAACGAUUCACAGACUUCCUGAAAGAAUUUAAACCUCAGAAGCUGGUUAUGACAGUUGAAGUGUUGAACACACACAUCAGACUGACAGCCUGCAUCCAAAACCUGCAAGAAAGAAUCCAGCGGAUUGAACUGAAACAGAAAGUGAUCCAACUGACUGAAGAAGUUCUGAAGAAACAUAAAGAAGAGAUAAAGAAGAAUGAAGAGUUCACUGUAGAAGUUGAAGAGGUCUACAAAGAGAAAGAGCCUAUCAGUGGUGGGAUGUGGGGGUUGUAUCCCUUUGCAGGAGCUGUUUGUUGUAAUGUCUGUGAAGAGAAUUGUCACUCUUCAUGCACAAUGGCAAAGACUGCUGAAGACUGUAAGGUCAUGAAAGAUGGUUACUGUACAGUUUGUACAGGGAAGUGUCCUGCAUCAGAUCAUGUGAAAGAGAAGUGGAGAUAUGUGACCAAUACCAGGAAAAUCAUGAAGACCCAACAAGAUAUGAUAGUGAAGUAUAAGAAAGGCAAGUCAGAAAAUGAGAAGGAGAAGAGCCUGAAGGAACAUCUUCAAACAGAGAUGAAAGAACUGACAGCAGAGAAGAUAAAGUGGCUGGAUGAGGUCUACCAACAUGUUGUUAAACUGGAGCAGAUCGCCCUGAAUAACUCUAACAGGGAGUUCAGUGAUUUCAGAGCAGACGUUGGUGAUGCUAAGUAA
This is a messenger RNA of Scomber japonicus (chub mackerel), 1578 nucleotides long. RefSeq lists its product as uncharacterized. Lineage: Eukaryota; Metazoa; Chordata; Actinopteri; Scombriformes; Scombridae. Bases 1 to 1578 code for a protein of 525 amino acids. Gene Ontology annotation, molecular function: GTP binding. The record is from RefSeq and is a predicted model, not a curated record. The transcript is spliced from 3 exons.